UGCUACGCCGUGCUUUAGUACAUUCGAUUUUCGUAUGUACUAACCUUAACUCGCCCAGCCAACUCUUCUUUUUACCUUAUUCCCCAGCUUCCAGCCCAUGGUCUCUCCUUCACGUCUUCUUACUCGACGAACCAACCACGUCCUGACGUCGCGCCCCCUUCGUCGCCAUUCGAAGUUUAUUAAUCUCUAAAACCUUUUCUUCUUAAGAUCGCCUUGGUUAUGUCUUCGAUAGAGAUUCACGAUUCUCAGACUGAGGGAGGCGCUGCAAGUGGUCCAAGCACACAGCCACAACCCGUAGAAACUCGAUCAGGAACCCUCGACUCCAUCGAUUCUCCCAACGCAGCCAUCGACAUGCCUCAAUACACUUCUCGGGAUGUUGGCGAUCCGUCGCAGAUCAAGAAAAACAAGCAAUCUAUGGCCGAUCUGAAGUUACGACGCCUCACCGAACUGAACAGCAGGCUACGAGAAGACCUGGAACGAGAGCGAAUUCCCGUGUCGCAGGCAGCUAGGAGCAUCAUCGCAUACUGCAACAGCACGAGGGAUUACAUGGUUCCGUCGGUAUGGGGAGCUGUCCCCCGGGGCGAAGAUCCGUACGCGCCUCCUCAGAAUGGUGGAUGCUGCUUGGUAAUGUAAAUUGCGAAUACCACAAGCUAGCAAAGGCCUGCUCGAGGAGCGCACUACUCAGCCUAUAUCGAGUGUAAUAACGUGUUCUGUGGGAUUUACGUUGCGAUGAGGCUUGUAAACUUUGGGGAACC
Molecule: messenger RNA, 755 nt
Organism: Annulohypoxylon truncatum
Lineage: Eukaryota; Fungi; Ascomycota; Sordariomycetes; Xylariales; Hypoxylaceae
Product: GGL domain-containing protein
Exons: 3
Coding region: 220-633 (137 amino acids)
Biological process (GO): G protein-coupled receptor signaling pathway
Cellular component (GO): heterotrimeric G-protein complex
Molecular function (GO): G-protein beta-subunit binding
Source: RefSeq, a predicted model, not a curated record